CGUAAGUAUUCAUUUUCUGGUAUUUAUGAAAAGGCCGUGUAUGUCUGUGUUGACUCGCAGGCGAACGAACUCAAAGGCUCUCCUGGCUGAGUGAGGCAAUUGAGAUUGUUCAAAACAAAAUGACGAAGUUAUUCAUGGUGUUUGUCUSUGCUAUGGUCGCUUGGUCGACGAUAGAGGUUUCUUCAAGCAAAACAUCGCGAGGACUAAGAGAACUACGCUCGUCCAGCAUCAAGUCACCAGUCGUAAUCGUUCCCGGUGCAGGAGGUAGCCAACUGGAAGCAAAGCUCAACAAACCUUCAACACUACAUUGGUACUGUCACAGAACGUCAUCCACCUUCUUUACGUUAUGGUUACAGAAAAGUUCUCUUCUUCCGUGGGCCAUAGAUUGUUGGGUGGACAACAUGAGACUCGUGUAUGACAAAGCAACAAACACCGUGCACAAUGCGCCUGGUGUAGAGACAAGAGUACCAAGAUUUGGCCAAACCAAUACCAUAGAAUACCUGGACACAAAUAACCUGAUUGAGUACUUCAAGCCCAUGGUUGAGGCGCUUGUCUCUUGGGGUUACCAGCGAGGUAUAUCGGUCAGAGCGGCUCCUUAUGACUUUCGAUACGUACCAGACUCGGCAAAUGAUUACUUUACAAAGCUAAGGGGUUUGAUUGAAGAAGCGUACAAAGCCAACGGUAACAAGCAAGUGACUCUUCUGUCACACAGCCUGGGAUGUCCAUACACUCUGGUGUUUCUAAAUAAACAGACUAACGAAUGGAAAAAUACUUAUAUAAAGCAAUGGAUUACUCUGUCAGGAAUCUGGGGCGGUUCUGCACAGAUUCUUCGUCUUCAUGCUUCCGGAGAUUCAUUCGGCCUCCACAUAGUGAAACGGCUGACCGUUCGUGGCGAGCAGCGGUCAUGUACCAGCAACAACUACAUGCUACCAAGUGACGAACUGUGGUCCGCAGAUGAAGUGUUGCUGAAAACCUCCACUCGAUCCUACACAGUGAARGACUACGACGCUUUCUUCAAAGACAUUGGUUAUCCCGAAGGCUCUUUCAUUAGACGAAAUGUCCAAGGUCUUACCUCUCCGUUAGCCCAACACUCCCCUAAUGUCACACUUUAUUGUCUUCACGGAUCCGGAGUAGAUACCCCCGAGUCUUAUACCUAUGCGAAGGGAGAUUUCCCGGAUGGGAAACCAAGCGUUAUCAAUGGCGAUGGUGAUGGCACUGUGAACGAGCGAAGCUUAAAAGCCUGCGGAAAUUUUCAACAAAUGCCUAAAAUUACAGUUAAAGAUUAUGCUGGGGUCAACCACAAUGGUAUCUUGAGUAGCGACCCGGCUCACAGUUUUAUAAAAUCAGUGUUAUUUCAGUGAAAAUGAUAGAUAACUUUUUAUAAAGAGUUGCGUAUUAUUGAGUGAUUAAUUAGCUACGGAUUACUUUUAGUUUGAUCACAUCAAUGGCUAAAAUCACAGUUCAAGAUUACGGGGUCAAACAAUGGCAUAUGUUGAGUAACAAUCAGACUCACAGUUUUAUAAAAUCAGUGUACGUUCCUGUUUCAGUGAAAAUGAAAGAUCAUGCGUUACCAUUUGAUGAUAUUAGCCAUUAAAAGCAUGAAAUAACUUCU
Molecule: messenger RNA, 1612 nt
Organism: Actinia tenebrosa (Australian red waratah sea anemone)
Lineage: Eukaryota; Metazoa; Cnidaria; Anthozoa; Actiniaria; Actiniidae
Product: lysosomal phospholipase A and acyltransferase-like
Biological process (GO): lipid metabolic process
Source: RefSeq, a predicted model, not a curated record